ACAACUCUUCGGACAAGGUGACACUUCCAUCGGGGUGGUUGCUCUUCGGCAUCGCAGGGUCCAUCGCCGUCGUUGUCGCCGUCUCGCGGAGAGGAGGAAGCUCGAAAUCGAGAUGAAGGAUCGAGGGAAAUCUGGGCCGGCGUCUGUGGACGAGAGGUAUACGCAAUGGAAGACUUUGGUGCCCGUUCUCUACGACUGGCUGGCGAACCAUAACCUCGUCUGGCCAUCGCUGUCCUGCCGGUGGGGUCCACAAUUAGAUCAAGCUAAAUUCAAGAAUCGCCAGCGUCUCUACCUAUCUGAACAGACUGAUGGCUCAGUUCCCAAUACUCUUGUCAUAGCAAACUGUGAAAUUGUGAAGAAAAGGAUAGCAGCUGCAGAGCACAUAUCUCAGUUUAAUGAAGAAGCUCGUUCGCCUUUUGUCAAAAAGUUCAAGACUAUUAUUCAUCCUGGAGAGGUUAACAGAAUCAGGGAACUACCUCAAAAUAGUAGGAUCGUGGCAACUCACACAGACAGUCCUGAUGUGCUUAUUUGGGAUGUUGAGACCCAACCGAAUCGUCAUGCGGUUCUUGGUGCUGCUGAUUCUCGUCCGGAUUUGAUACUCACAGGGCAUUCUGAUAAUGCAGAAUUCGCUCUUGCUAUGAGCCCCUCUGAACCCCUUGUGCUUUCUGGAGGGAAGGACAAAACUGUUGUCUUGUGGAGCAUACAAGAUCAUAUUACUGCUUCAGGAGAAUCUUCAUCAACCAAGUCAGCUGGUACGCCAUCUGGGGGCUCAAGUGGGAAGCAGCCUGCGAUAACUGGUAAUGAAAGUUCUUCGGAAAGUCCUAGAGUUGGACCACGAGGAAUCUACCAAGGACAUACUGAUACUGUAGAGGAUGUGCAGUUUUGCCCUUCCAGUGCACAGGAGUUUUGUAGUGUUGGUGAUGAUUCCUGCCUCAUUCUGUGGGAUGCUCGUUCUGGUACUACUCCUGCUAUCAAGGUUGAAAAGGCUCAUGAUGCAGAUCUGCACUGUGUUGACUGGAAUCCUCAUGAUGUAAACCUUAUUCUAACAGGAUCUGCUGAUAACUCUGUUCGACUGUUUGAUCGCCGAAGACUCACCUCUAAUGGUAUUGGAUCACCUAUUCAUAAAUUUGAAGGCCAUUCUGCUGCUGUUCUUUGUGUCCAGUGGUUUCCAGAUAAAGCAUCAGUCUUUGGUAGCUCUGCUGAAGAUGGCCUCUUAAAUGUCUGGGAUUUAGAGAAGGUUGACCAUUUGGGAGCUGUCACAAGAGCACCCUCACCCCCUGGUUUGUUCUUCCAACAUGCUGGGCACAGGGACAAAGUUGUUGAUUUCCACUGGAAUGCUGCUGACCCGUGGACAAUUGUUAGCGUAUCUGAUGACUGUGAGAGUACCGGAGGCGGUGGAACAUUGCAGAUAUGGCGAAUGAUUGACCUGAUUUACAGGCCUCAAGAAGAGGUUUUGGCUGAACUUGCAUCAUACAAGGAUCAUAUUCUUGGCUGUGCACCAAAUACCUAAUCCUUAGCCUGUUCAAUCUAGAGUAGUUUGUUUUACCCAAAGCCUUUACAUGGGUCUUUUUUACUUCAGUGUUGAAUAGGGAAACAAAUAUUCGAACACCGGGUAAUUCCUGUUUCAGAACUUCCAGCUGAACCCUGUUUUAAGUUAUUUUUCUGUUUGCCGAAACGGAUGGUUGCCUGAGAAUGUUUGUUACUCUCUUUGGCCCCAUGACUGACUGCGUAUGAAACUCUGUUUAAUUGCAAGUAGCUGCACAGUUUGAACAAAGUAUGAAGUUCGUAGUUGUGAAAUCAUCUGCUUUGCCUUUGAAUUUCGGAAAUCAUGCAAUGCAGCCAUAUUAGAUAUUCGUCUU
Molecule: messenger RNA, 1859 nt
Organism: Dioscorea cayenensis subsp. rotundata (Guinea yam)
Lineage: Eukaryota; Viridiplantae; Streptophyta; Magnoliopsida; Dioscoreales; Dioscoreaceae
Product: WD-40 repeat-containing protein MSI4-like
Exons: 15
Coding region: 113-1510 (465 amino acids)
Biological process (GO): regulation of gene expression
Cellular component (GO): nucleus
Molecular function (GO): histone binding
Source: RefSeq, a predicted model, not a curated record